Molecule: messenger RNA, 1407 nt
Organism: Magnolia sinica
Lineage: Eukaryota; Viridiplantae; Streptophyta; Magnoliopsida; Magnoliales; Magnoliaceae
Product: fasciclin-like arabinogalactan protein 4
Exons: 1
Coding region: 77-1312 (411 amino acids)
Biological process (GO): abscisic acid-activated signaling pathway; multidimensional cell growth; mucilage biosynthetic process involved in seed coat development
Cellular component (GO): plasma membrane
Source: RefSeq, a predicted model, not a curated record
AAUUCCUACACUCUCUCUCAUUCUCUCUCUCUCGCACACUCACUCUCUCUGCAACAUCACACAUAAAAUUACGAAAAUGCCACCAACAUCCAUUUCCCAUUCUACCCUUCUCAUCAUCUUCUUCCUCUCGCCACUCUCAGCCCUCAACAUCACAACCCUCCUCUCCUCCUACCCUUAUCUGUCCGACUUCACAUCCCUUCUCUCCGCCACUCAAAUCCCCGCCGAUCUGACCCAACGAUCUUCUCUCACCAUCCUCGCCGUCCCAAACACCUAUCUCCGGCCACCCUAUCUGACCCACCUCCCGUCUCCCUCCUCCCUUCCUGACGUCCUCCGUUAUCACGUCCUCCUACAAUUCCUCUCCUUCCCCGACCUCCGUCGUCUCCCCCCUAAUGGCAUCCUCGUCACAACCCUCUUCCAAACCACCGGCCGCGCCCCUGACAUUAAUGGCGCCGUUAACCUCACCGUCACCCCUAACGGCUCCGUUACCGUCCGCUCCCCCACCCCCUUUUCCCCCUCCAACGCUACCAUCCUGUCCGUCAUCAAGACCAUACCGUACAAUCUCACCAUCUUCACCGUCAAUUCGCUGCUGAUACCGCCGAAUUUCGAUCUCACGGCGUCCGAGAACCGUCCGCCGGUGGGCCUGAACAUAACCCAGGUCCUGAUCGACGCGAGGAAUUUCAACGUGGCGGCGUCGAUGCUGAUCGCUUCCGGCGUGGUGGAGGAAUUCGAGGCGGAUGAGAAGGGGGCGGGGAUCACCGUCUUCGUGCCGACGGACUCAGCUUUCGCUGAAUUGCCUUUGACGGAGCGGUUGCAGUCGCUUCCAGCGGAGCAGAAGGCGGUGGUGCUGAAAUUCCACGUCUUGCAUUCGUAUUACCCGUUGGGAUCGCUGGAGUCGAUCGUGAAUCCGGUGCAGCCGACGCUGGCGACGGAGGAUGUCGGGGCCGGGCAUUUCACGCUCAGCAUCACGAGAAUCAAUGGAUCGGUGGCGAUCGGGACGGGAAUUGUGCAGGCGUCGAUCACGCAGACAGUCUUCGAUCAGAACCCAGUUGCCAUCUUCGCCGUUUCGAGGGUUUUGCUGCCGAAGGACAUGUUUGGGAAGGAGGGGCCGGUGGUGGGGCUUGGGAGAGGAGCUGCCCCGCCGGAAAUUGGGGUGGCGCCGGAGAGUCCUGGUGUGGCGGGGGCGCAGACUCCGCCGACGAGGUUGUCAUCUCCGCCCGGAUUCGGGGUGAUUCGAUCCGACGGUGGAGAUAGAAGAGCUGCUUCUACUGCUGUUGCUGCUCUGUUUUGUAUAGGAUUGUAUUUAAUGGUAUGAAAUUGGGUUUUUUUGUGGGUUUUGUUUUUUCCUUAUAUUUUUAUUUAGAACGGGAAUUGAAUUGAAUUUCAGCUGCAAAGCAGCGAUUUUUUUCA